Messenger RNA from Macroventuria anomochaeta, 1807 nucleotides. Its product is annotated as low-affinity zinc ion transporter-like protein. Gene Ontology annotation, cellular component: plasma membrane. The record is from RefSeq and is a predicted model, not a curated record. NCBI's taxonomy places the organism in Eukaryota, Fungi, Ascomycota, Dothideomycetes, Pleosporales, Didymellaceae. The coding region runs from base 481 to 1623 and encodes 380 amino acids. The transcript has 2 exons. Gene Ontology annotation, biological process: zinc ion import across plasma membrane. Gene Ontology annotation, molecular function: low-affinity zinc ion transmembrane transporter activity.
UGCAAUUGAGCAAAAGUUCCGAACGGCAGAUAGGCAGCAUCCGGGCUUUGCGCCAUCGAUGUUCAUUUGCCCACACUGUGACGGAAGCGGUGGAUUUGUCGCUUAGCGCAGACAUCAAGGUGCUCCACGUCCGCUGUCGAGCCUGCCCAUUUUUCAAGCUGCACCAAGCCGCCUCAGCAAUCCCUUCCGUACGUCCAUCAAGGUGCUGAAUUGCUUAUCUCCCUCGGCGCAAUAAGAGGACCUGCACUCCAAGCUUUUUUACUCGCAGGACAAGAACCACCAAGCUGGGAUCGACUAAGCCAAGCGUUACUGAACUGUCAACCCACGCAUCUGGAUCUCGACGACCGUCUUGAUUUUAGGUCGGAGGCUAAACAAGUGCGCCAUUUGUAUACAGUACUAUAAGGCGAUCCCGCUGGACCCUCAUCUUCCCAAGUCGACGUGGUCCUACUUUGACUCAAGUAACACCCGGUUACCUUGAUCAUGGACGCCGCAGCUAUGGAAGUUGCACGACUCGUGCUACGUCAGGACCCAGGUUCCGAGUCGGACACAACGCCUACCUGCGCCAGCUCGAAUGACUACGAUGGACGCAUGGGCGUUCGCAUAUCGUCAAUCUUUGUGAUCCUUGUGGGUUCGGUAUGGGGUGCUAUAUUCCCAAUCUUUGCCAAACGUGCAAGGACUAAGCUGGUACCUGCCUGGACCUUCUUCGUUGCCAAGUACUUCGGUUCCGGAGUCAUCAUUGCAACAGCAUUCAUCCACUUGCUCGCCCCAGCAAACGAGGCACUCGGCAACCCAUGUCUCGUAGGCGAAACCAUUUCCUCAGACACGUACCCAUGGCCCGAGGCGAUUGCUCUCAUGACUGCCUUCGUCAUGUUCUUCCUGGAGCUGAUGACCAUGCGUUACGCCAAGUUCGGAGGCGGCCAUGACCACGACCACGGCGACAGCCACUCUCACGGCCACUCCCACAGCCAUGACGACGAGCACAGUCUCGAAGACAAGCGGGCUUCCCCGCAAGAAGCACCACCCCGGCCCUCCCACGUCCGCGGCGAGGACCACCUCGGCCACCAGCGCGACCACAUGGACAACUCAACUCUCGGCCCUAACUGGGAAGCGCAGGGCAUCAUCCCCGAGACGUACGCCGCGCAGCUGACUGCCGUCUUCAUCCUCGAAUUCGGUGUCAUCUUCCACUCCAUCUUCGUCGGACUGACCCUCGCCGUCGCAGGCGAUGAGUUCAUUACGCUCUACAUCGUCCUCGUCUUUCACCAGACUUUCGAGGGUCUCGGUCUGGGCGCGCGUCUCGCUGAGGUCCCCUGGCCGAGGAGCAAGCGCUGGACACCGUACCUUCUGGGUCUUGGAUACGGUAUCUCGACGCCCAUUGCUAUUGCGAUUGGUCUUGGUAUUAGGACCACUUUUUCGCCCGAGUCGCAGACUACUCUCAUCGUGAACGGUAUCUUCGACUCCAUCAGUGCGGGCAUCCUGAUUUACACUGGUUUGGUCGAGUUGAUGGCGCACGAGUUCAUGUUCAGCCCGUACAUGCAGAAGGGUCCCGUCAGCAGGACAUUGUACGCUUUCGGGCUCAUGAUCCUGGGUGCUGGGUUGAUGGCUCUGCUCGGUUACUGGGCUUAGGCAAAAAGUUAGACGGUACUUUGGGGAUAAUGAUCUUUUUGUUUCUGCGCGUGUUUAUAGAUGCCGAUACCCUAGAUUGUGGCGGUUGAGGUUGCAGUACAUUUCUUCGGACGGGACUUCGUAUCUGGGAUACGUAACGGGACGUGACCUUUUGUGAGCAUAUCCAUAGAGGAGGGCUGCUUCU